Drosophila teissieri is the source of this 2558-nucleotide messenger RNA. It is a transcript of the gene nvy, whose product is annotated as protein CBFA2T3. The record is from RefSeq and is a predicted model, not a curated record. Gene Ontology annotation, molecular function: transcription corepressor activity. NCBI's taxonomy places the organism in Eukaryota, Metazoa, Arthropoda, Insecta, Diptera, Drosophilidae. The coding region runs from base 321 to 2558 and encodes 745 amino acids. Gene Ontology annotation, cellular component: nucleus. Gene Ontology annotation, biological process: negative regulation of DNA-templated transcription; DNA-templated transcription. The transcript is spliced from 7 exons.
UCGCAUCCAUUCAGUUUCAGCAUCAGCAUCAGCUUCAGCUACAGCUGUAGAUUGCGUUUCUGAGUCCGAUUCAGAGGCAGAUUGUGAGCCAGUCGCUUGCCGCAACUCCGAGAUGCCGGUUCGCGUUUCGCGCUGCCGCCGCCGUUCCGACAAUGAUUCGAUGGUAAACAAUAACAGCCACUCGCCAGCGGUCGCCCAGUGCUAGGUCCAGCGAAAGUAUCUCGCAGAUACAACUACUGCAAGACUACACUACUAAAUCAACCCACAAGAUACACUCCAGCAUCUACGCAGCAGCGGAAGAGCAGCAGCGAUCUGCCAGAAUGAUGGCGCUCGACGGCAAGGCGAUAAUUAAGGAGGAGAUUACCGACAAGGACGCCUACGACGCAGCUGCGGCGGCGGCAGCAGCGGUGGCAGCGGGCGCCGCUCUGGCGGUGGCCUCCGCUGCGGCCGUCCAGGUGCCACCCGCGUCAUCGUCCUCGGCGGGAUCAGCGUCAUCGGCAGCCGCCGCGGCCACCAACAACACAACAUCGGCGGCAGCCACAGCGGCGGCAAUUAGUCGUCGGCUUAAAGCCAGCAGCAGCAGCAGCGGCGGGGACAAGAGCUCCUCCUCAUCCUCGAGCAGCAAGGACAGCAGCAGCCACACCUCCAGCAGCAGGAGCGAGAGGGACAGGGAGAGGGAGAGGGAGCGGGAGCGCGAGCGGGACCGCCUGUGCCGCACUCCGCCGGACUCGCCGCCGGACAGCUCGCGCAGCCUGGCCCCCCGAUCGCCCCACUCCCCCCUACAGUUGCACCAGCGACCGCAGCGCAACGCCAGCGUUUCGCCGGUGGUCAAUGGCUCCUCCUCGGGCGGCGGAGGCGUGGGAUCCUCCGGCACUUCGCCCACGCCCACACCGGGCAGUCAGCACGCCGCCUCCUUGGCCGCAGCCGCCGCCGCCGCAGCAGCCGCCCAUGUGGAGCAGGCGCGUCUGGUGGCCAAGAUGCGCAAGUUCCUGGGCGCCCUCGUUCAGUUCUCCCAGGAGCUGGGACAGCCGGAGGUGAGCGAGCGGGUGCGCGCCCUGGUGCUGUCCCUCUGCAGCGGCAGCAUCUCCGUGGAGGAGUUCCGGCUGGCCCUGCAGGAGGCCAUCAACCUGCCACUGCGGCCGUACGUGGUGCCGCUGCUCAAGAACAGCAUCGCCCUGGUGCAGCGGGAGAUCCUGGCUCUGGCCAGGGCCACCAACCAAUCCGCCCUGCAGUACGUGACCAACAACGAGCAGGCGGUGAUGGAGUUCGCGCCCCACGGAGUGGCCAGCGCCGAGUUCGGGGACAUAUUCAUCCAGCUGGAGGCGCCCACAUCCAACGGCAGCAGUGCGGUCUUCAAGCGCCGCUCCUCCGACUCCAUGAUGGAGCACGGCGGGCACAACGGCCUGCAGGAGUGGAGCGAAUACAUGGCCAGCGGGGGCGCCGGCUAUCCUCCGCCGCCCAGCAAGCGCCUCCCCCCGCAUCCCGCCCCCUCGGUGGUGGCCUACGGGGACUACGGCGUCUCCUCCGCGGAGGGACUGCCCUCGGCGGCGGCCUUCAUGCAGCGCGACGAACGGGAUCUGCGGAUGAGCGAGGCGCAGGCCAGGCACGCUGCCCCGCCCCCGAGGGCGGCCAACCCACAGCCACAGCCCCAGCCCAAUCCCAAUGCAGCUGCCGCCGGUGCUCCGGGAGCGGGUGGCGAGGAGGAGUGGAAGAACAUCCACACCAUGCUCAACUGCAUCUCCGCCAUGGUGGACAAGACGAAGCGCGCCAUCACGAUCCUCCAGCAGCGCGGCAUCGAGCCGCAGCAUCCCAACAGCGGCCAGGAGGUCACCCCGGCGGCCAUGGCGGAGCUGCGCCGCCAGACGGAGGAGAAGGUCGCCGAGUUCAAGCGGAAUGCCGAGGACGCAGUGACACAGGUGAAGCGGCAAGCUGUCAUUGAAAUCCAGCGGGCAGUGGUGGCUGCUGAGACGCGGGCUGCGGAGAUCAUGACCCAGGAGCGCCUGCGCAUGGAGAAGUUCUUCAUGGAGAUGAGCCGCCAUUCCAGCGGAGAGCGGGAUCUGGACAACAAGUCGCCGUCGAUGGCCAGUGCACAGAAUGGCAGCAAUCUGCAGCAGCAGUGCUGGAACUGCGGCCGCAAGGCCACGGAGACCUGUUCAGGUUGCAACAUGGCCCGAUACUGCAGCGCCUCGUGCCAAUACAGGGAUUGGGAUAGUCACCAUCAGGUGUGUGGCAACUCCCGGGCCAGUGAGCUGAGCGCCAAGCACCUGCACUCGGCCAGCAACCUGAGUCUGCGCAACGCCAUGGCCACCCGCUCACCACCCACUCCCAACUCGGCGGCCCACCUGCAGGCGGCGGCAGCUGCUGCGGCUGCUGCAGCAGGAGCCCGGGAAGCGGCCAGUGCUCCAGUUGGAGGACCUGGGGCAGGAGUGGCCGGCGGUGCGGCAGCGGGAGGCGGAGGCCACACCGCUGAGUCUGCAGAAUUGGGGGCUGAAGUGUGCAAGAUACGCGUUCGCUGUCAAAAGAGCUUGGCUAGAAGUAAUCAGCCCUACUGCGAGUAG